CGCGCGUCCUUCUGCUUUCCCUUCCCUUUGGCUGAGCCGCGAGGGCUGGGAGUGGCGGGAGUGGGCCGCUAUCGCCGCCUGGACAGGACGAGGCGCAGGAGGGAAGGCGCUGCAACCAUGGCGUCGUAUAUGGGGAGCCGCACUUUGAGCAAGGACGAUGUGAACUACCGGCUGCACUUCCGCAUGAUCAACGAGCAGCAAGUGGAGGACAUCACCCUGGAGUUCUUCUACCGGCCCCACACCAUCACCCUGCUCAGCUUCACCAUCCUCAGCCUCAUGGCCUUCGCCUUCACCAGAGAUGAUUCAACCCCUGAAGAUAACAUUUGGAAAGGCAUCCUCUCUGUGAUAUUUUUCUUUCUAAUCAUCAGUGUUCUAGCUUUUCCCAAUGGCCCUUUCACCCGCCCACACCCAGCAAUAUGGCGCAUGGUAUUUGGUUUGAGUGUACUUUAUUUUCUGUUUCUGGUAUUCCUGCUCUUCCUUAACUUUGAACAAGUGAAAUCAGUGAUGUACUGGUUGGAUCCCAACCUACGAUAUGCGACAAGAGAAGCAGACAUUAUGGAAUAUGCUGUGAAUUGCCAUGUUAUUACCUGGGAACGAAUCCUAAGUCAUUUUGACAUAUUUGCUUUUGGGCAUUUCUGGGGCUGGGCAAUGAAGGCUUUGUUGAUUCGCAGCUAUGGAUUGUGUUGGACUAUUAGCAUCACCUGGGAGCUGACAGAGGUAAGUUGG
Molecule: messenger RNA, 726 nt
Organism: Protobothrops mucrosquamatus (brown spotted pit viper)
Lineage: Eukaryota; Metazoa; Chordata; Lepidosauria; Squamata; Viperidae
Gene: PTDSS1
Product: phosphatidylserine synthase 1
Exons: 5
Biological process (GO): phosphatidylserine biosynthetic process
Molecular function (GO): L-serine-phosphatidylethanolamine phosphatidyltransferase activity
Source: RefSeq, a predicted model, not a curated record